Exaiptasia diaphana is the source of this 1871-nucleotide messenger RNA. Its product is annotated as galactosylceramide sulfotransferase. Gene Ontology annotation, molecular function: galactosylceramide sulfotransferase activity. NCBI's taxonomy places the organism in Eukaryota, Metazoa, Cnidaria, Anthozoa, Actiniaria, Aiptasiidae. Gene Ontology annotation, biological process: glycolipid biosynthetic process. The transcript has 6 exons. Bases 111 to 1616 code for a protein of 501 amino acids. The record is from RefSeq and is a predicted model, not a curated record. Gene Ontology annotation, cellular component: membrane.
UAGCUUUCAAAGAAGCUAGGGAACGUACUCUUGUUUACAAUGAGUCUUUUGUCGUCGCAAUUGCAUCGUACUAUAAGAACUGAAACUAUGCAGUCCACAUUCCUGUAAACAUGAAAACGUAUCGUAACGCAUGGAAUUCGUCUAUUAUAUCAGCUAUAUUUCUUGGUAUUGUCAUUGUCCUAGUUGUGUUUAAUAGUAUCAACUCUUCGCUAUAUUCAGAGCAAGUGGAAAAUACCAUUGAGUCAUGGAAGAUGAGCCGUCAUUUGUACGCUACAAAAUUGCCAAGCUUGAAAAGGCUGUAUUAUCUUGACAAACAUGGCUACAGAAUUGCGCUACAGUCCGAAGCAACUGAACACAAAACGCUCAGCCUGCCCAUCUCAAGGUUACAGCCAACAGUUGCCGAAACUGAUCUAAAUGGAUAUGACGUAAUGCACGGAGAAAACGAAGCUGAACGAGACGAAACCAUCGAUUACAAUUUCAAUCUACAUGACUUGAAUAGUCAGGAAGAUGCGUCACCAAGAAAAAGGCCUAAAUGUGACGGCAAGAACGCCAUACAGAAGGUUGUCCUUCUCAAAACACAUCGUACGGGGAGCAGCACAUUAGCGAACAUUCUUUACAGAUAUGGAGAUUUGAACGACCUCGAGUUUGCUUUACCUAAGGAAUCUUCGUACGAAUAUUACUGGCCAGUCCCCUUUAACCCAAGCUUUACCGAUAAACGUUAUUUGAACAGUUCUCGUCCUCCUCAUAUGCUUGUUAACGCACGGCUCCAUCUUAAUUCUAUGGCAAUGUGGAAGAGGGAGGGUGCUUUCUUAAUCGCUGUGGUGCGCGAUCCCGUCAGCCACUUCGAGUCGUCAUUCUACCGCAAACAAUUGGACUUUUUAUUCAGACUGGAGAACACCUCGAAUCCAUUUGCUGAAUUCCUCAAGUCCCCUGAACAAUCUUUCAAAACUUACUUGAAAAAUGAAAGAAAAAUUGACACAAAGCUCAAUCUUGCUGUUAAUGGGCAAAUGUUCGACCUGGGUCUCAUGCGAACUCAUUUCACAAAUGAAAAUGAAAUCAGUAGAACAAUAGAAGCACUUCAUGAAAUAAUUGACUUAGUUCUGAUUUCUGAAUACAUGGACGAAUCCCUAGUUCUUUUGAAGAGAGCUUUAUGCUGGGAUAUUGACGAUGUCCUCUAUUUUACACACAAACAAAGGCAUAAGGAUUAUAAAGACUUGGAGAUCACGUCUGAAAUGAUGAGGCAAAUUCACCAGUGGAACCAAGCAGACAGUCUCCUGUACAAAUACUUUAACCACACAUUAUGGAAAAGAAUAUCCGAACAAGAUAACAGUUUUUACAACGAAUUGAAGGAAUUAAAAAUGAAGAAAAUGACACUUGAAAAGCAGUGCAUAACGUCAACUAGUAUUGAGCCCGAUACUGGCGAAAUUAUGUUUAAAAUCGAGGAAGACGUGCCUUCGUAUAAUAAGUAUUUAUGUGACAAGAUGAACACAAAUGAAAAAGAUUACAUAGCCUACCUUAAGACAAAAGCUAGAGUUAAGUUCCAAAAGGAAGAUCUAUAUAUCAAAAGACAAUUCCAGGGAUUGGAGGAAAGGAUUCAAAAUUCCACUGGAUCAUGACAGAAAAAGAAACAACAAGAAGAAAAAACAAAGAAAAAUAACCACAACAGCAACAACUACAACAACAACAGACCAAUUUUCUUAAAUAGAAUAAGACUGAUGCCCUAUUGAUAAUAAAUGUAACAAAAAUGCCUUUGCCAGGUUCGAGGCAUUUUUGGUUUCGAAGAACUGGCUGUGCGACAAUAAUCCAGUUUCGAAUUCUCCAAUGCUCUGUGUUAGCCUCAUUUGUGCGCAAAAUAUUCCUAAUGGUGAGAA